Erinaceus europaeus (western European hedgehog) is the source of this 7895-nucleotide messenger RNA. It is a transcript of the gene SON, whose product is annotated as SON DNA and RNA binding protein. Gene Ontology annotation, biological process: regulation of cell cycle; regulation of mRNA splicing, via spliceosome. The transcript has 5 exons. The record is from RefSeq and is a predicted model, not a curated record. Bases 73 to 6387 code for a protein of 2104 amino acids. Gene Ontology annotation, molecular function: protein binding; RNA binding. Lineage: Eukaryota; Metazoa; Chordata; Mammalia; Eulipotyphla; Erinaceidae.
GCGCCUCUUCCCGAGGCAUGCUGGGAGCCUGGAGGACUAGUGAGGAGGAGUUGGGAGAACGGAGCGGACGCCAUGGCGACCAACAUCGAGCAGAUUUUCAGGUCUUUCGUGGUCAGUAAAUUCCGGGAAAUUCAACAGGAACUUUCCAGUGGAAGGAAUGAAGGCCAGCUCAAUGGUGAAACAAAUACCCCCGUCGAAGGAAACCAGGCAGGUGAUGCAGCUGCCUCUGCCAGGAACCUACCCAAUGAAGAAAUAGUUCAGAAGAUAGAGGAAGUACUCUCCGGAGUCUUAGAUACUGAGCUGCGCUACAAGCCAGACAUGAAGGAGGCCUCCAGGAAAAGAUGUGUGUCUGUACAAACAGAUCCCACCGAAGAAGUUCCCGCCAAAAAGUCAAAGAAGCAUAAAAAGCACAAAAAUAAAAAGAAGAAAAAGAAGAAAGAAAAGGAAAAAAAGUAUAAAAGACAGCCGGGUGAAUCUGAAUCCAAGCCGAAAUCACAUCGUGAUGGAAACUUACACCUAGAAUCAGCUUCUUUUGCGAAGCCUGAUUCUGAACCUUCAGCAGCGGCACUGGAGCAGCCUGCAAGAGCAUUCGGCCUCUCUGAGGCCAGUGAGUUUCCCGAAGCUGUGCUCGACCCUCCUGCAGUAUCAAUGGAGGCAUCAGAGCCCCCCACCUCGGAAACUCAGAUGCCCGCUACACAAACUGCAGAACUGUCCGCCGGGUCUACACCAGUCAUUUCAGAGCAGUCGGUGGCAGGAACACUGGAACCGUGCAAGACAAAGGUUUUGGAUUCCUUUGCGACGGUGCCAGUGCCCUCUCCCGCAGUAGUGCUGAAGUCAUCUCCUGAGCCUGUUGUGGCAAUGUCAAUGGAGUAUCAGGUGAAGUCUGUGUUGAAAUCUUUUGAGAGCACACCUCCAGAUCCAUCAAAGGUCACGAUAGAGCCUCCGGUAGCAAAAGUGGUAGAGCCAUCCGAAACCCUUGUGUCAGAGGCACCUGCCGAGGUGCGUGCUGAGCCAAGCACAUCAACAACAAUGAAUUUUCCAGAAUCGUCUGCACCUGAAGUGCUAAGAUGGCCAGAGCCGCCCGUAGCAGUGCCAUCGGAGACUGCGGAUUCUUCCAUGACAUGCCCGCAGGAGUUGCUGGAGCUGCCCGAGAACACGGCGUCGGAGCUGCCGGAGUCGUCGGUGGCCUCAGCAGUGGAGUUGCCGGGGCCACCUGCGACCUCCAUGCCGGAGUCGCAGGGGCCCCCCGUGACUCCGGCGCUGGAGUUACCUGGGCCCUCUGCCACCCUGGUGCCAGAGUCGCCGGGGCCCCCUUCUACCCCAGUGCCUGAGUUACUAGGGCCCCCUGCCACAGCAGUGCCUGAGUUGCCGGGGCCCUCUGUGACGUCAGUGCCACAGUCACCACAGGAAUUGCCGGGGCUUUCAGCACCGUCCGAGGGGCUGGAGCCACCACAGGAGGUGCCGGAGCCACCUGUGAUGGCACAAGAGUUGCCAGGGCUGCCUGUGGUGACGGCAGCAGUAGGGGUGCCGGGGCAGCCUGCGGCUACGGUAGCAAUGGAGUUGACCGAACAACCUGUGACGACGACAGAGUUGGAGCAGCCUGUGGGGAUGACAACGUUGGAACAUCCUGGGCAGCCUGAGGUGACAACAGCAACAGGGUUGCUGGGGCAGCCCGAGGCAGCGAUGGUGCUGGAGUUGCCAGGACAGUCAGUGGCAACCACAGCGCUGGAGUUGUCAGGGCAGCCUUCGGUGACUGGGGUGCCAGGGCUGCCUUCGGCAACUAGGGCACUGGAGUUGGCGGGGCAGUCCAUGGCAGCUGGGGCACUGGAGCUGUCUGGGCAGCUCAUGGCAGCUGGGGCACUGGAGUAUGCGGGGCAGGCUGGGGCAGCUGGAGCACUGGAGCUUCUGGGGCAGCCUCUGGCAACAGGGGUGCUGGAGUUGCCAGGGCAACCUGGAGCGCCAGAGUUGCCUGGGCAGCCUGUGGCAACUGUGGCGCUGGAGAUCUCUGUCCAGUCUGUGGUGACAACGGAGCUGUCAACGAUGACCGUGUCGCAGUCCCUGGAGGUGCCCUCGACGACAGCGCUGGAAUCCUAUAAUACGGUAGCACAGGAGCUGCCUACUACGUUAGUGGGGGAGACUUCUGUAACAGUAGGAGUGGAUCCCUUGAUGGCCCAAGAAUCCCAUAUGUUAGCUUCUAACACCAUGGAGACCCAUAUGUUAGCGUCUAGUGCAAUGGAGUCCCAGAUGUUAGCUUCCACCGCCAUGGACUCCCAGAUGCUAGCAUCCAACACCAUGGACUCCCAGAUGUUAGCCUCUAGCACCAUGGACUCCCAGAUGUUAGCAACCAGUUCCAUGGAUUCCCAGAUGUUAGCUACUAGCACCAUGGAGUCCCAGAUGUUAGCCACCAGCUCCAUGGAGUCCCAGAUGUUAGCCACCAGCUCCAUGGACUCUCAGAUGUUAGCCACCAGCUCCAUGGACUCCCAGAUGUUAGCCACCAGCUCCAUGGACUCCCAGAUGUUAGCCACCAGCUCCAUGGACUCCCAGAUGUUAGCCACCAGCUCCAUGGACUCCCAGAUGUUAGCCACCAGCUCCAUGGACUCCCAGAUGUUGGCCACUAGCUCUAUGGACUCCCAGAUGUUAGCAUCUGGUGCUAUGGACUCUCAAAUGUUAGCUUCUGGCACCAUGGAUGCCCAGAUGUUAGCCUCUGGUACCAUGGAUGCCCAGAUGUUAGCAUCUAGUACCCAAGAUUCUUCUAUGUUGGGUUCCAAAUCUCCUGACCUUUAUAGACUAGCUCAGGAUCCUUACAGGUUAGCUCAGGAUCCUUACAGGUUGGGUCAUGAUGCAUACAGGCUAGGUCAUGAAGCAUACAGGUUAGGACAAGACCCCUAUAGAUUAGGCCAUGAUCCCUACAGACUAACUCCUGAUCCCUACAGGAUGUCACCUAGACCCUACAGGAUAGCUCCCAGGUCCUAUAGAAUAAGCCCUAGGCCAUACAGGUUAGCACCCAGACCCCUGAUGUUAGCAUCUAGACGGUCUAUGAUGAUGUCCUAUGCUGCAGAACGUUCCAUGAUGUCAUCGUAUGAGCGCUCUAUGAUGUCUUAUGAGCGGUCAAUGAUGUCCCCUAUGGCUGAGCGCUCUAUGAUGUCAGCCUACGAGCGCUCCAUGAUGUCGGCAUACGAGCGCUCUAUGAUGUCACCUAUGGCUGAGCGUUCUAUGAUGUCAGCUUAUGAACGCUCUAUGAUGUCAACUUACGAGCGCUCCAUGAUGUCUCCAAUGGCUGACCGGUCUAUGAUGUCCAUGGGUGCAGACCGGUCUAUGAUGUCAUCAUACUCUGCCGCUGACCGCUCUAUGAUGUCAUCAUACUCUGCAGCUGAUCGAUCUAUGAUGUCAUCUUACACUGAUCGUUCAAUGAUGUCUAUGGCAACUGACUCUUACACUGAUUCUUACACUGAUACGUACGCGGAGGCGUAUAUGGUACCACCGUUACCUCCUGAAGAGCCUCCGACAAUGCCACCAUUGCCACCUGAGGAGCCACCGAUGACUCCACCUUUGCCUCCUGAGGAGCCACCAGAUGGUUCAGCAUUGCCUGCUGAGCAGUCAGUGUUAACGGCUGAAAACACUUGGCCUUCUGAGGUGCCGGCACUCCCUUCUGAAGAGUCUGUAUUGCUGACAGAACCGACUGUGAGUCAAAGUGAGAUUUCUGAGUCUUCGGCAGUGCCUGUCAACUACUCAGUGACUGCUUCAGAGCCUUCAGUGUUAGAAUCAGAGGCUGCUGUGACUGUUCCAGAACCACCACAAGAACCAGAGUCUUUAGUUACAUCAACACCUAUAGAAUCAGCUGUAGUGGGAGAAGAGCAUGAAAGUGUUCCAGAGAGAGCGGCGACUUACAUGAUGUCUGCAACUCCCAUAGUUUCAGCUGAACCUACCAUGCUAACACCAGAAUCUUCUGUCAUGUCAGAAACAGCAGGAGACUAUGAGUCCAUGAAAACAUCAGAGCACGUUGCUUCCGAGUUGGCUGUGUCCCCGCCGGAAUCUGCAGAAACCAUCGCUGAGCCACCACAGCGCGCCGCAGAGCUGCCACCCGUUGCUGUCUCCGAGGUAGCAGUUGUGGCUCCUCCAGAGCCAUCAGCCGGGACUAUUCUGGAACCCCCAGCCGCAACCGUCCCUGAGCCCCUGGCUGUUACUGGUGUGGAUCUGUCCACUGUGACUGCCCAGGACUCGCCUGCUGAGAUUGUCCCAGAGCCUACAGCCUUGCCUGGGCCAGAGCACGUUACCAUUCCUGUGCCAGCUGUCUCUGCCCUGGAGCCUACUGUAUGUACCCUGGAGCCAGCAGCAGCGGACCUUCAGCCUGCUGUGAUUGUUUUAGAGCCCACUGUGCUAGUAGCAGAAACAGUUGUCUCUGUCUCAGAACAAACUCAUGUACUAUCUGAGGUGACUUUAGAGUCUGCACCGGCAACAUUUGAAUCUAGUGUUAUAAAAGGAACAAAUUUACUAUCUGGUGAUCAAAAUCUUAGCCCAGAGACCGACAUCCAGGAGGUUCCCAUGCAUCCAGACGAAGGGCCGCAUGCCGAAGGCCCCCAGAAGAAUGACUGCUAUGAAAGUGAACAUCUUGUGACGACAGACCUUAGUGUGAACAAUCAUCUAGUUGCUGAUGUGGUGGUGGAGCAUAAUUCAGUGUUUGCUGCCAGUGAAAUCGGCGAAGAGAAAGUUUUGCCCACAGACGAGACUCAACAGUGCACAGUAUUGGAUACCUGCCCCAUUGCUAGUGAAGUUCAUGCAGAAGAAACUCCUCCUCCUCCUGCUGGUCCCCUUGCUCUUGAGCUUGAUGCAGUGGGAACGAGUCAGGGUAUUGAAUUUGCCACAACAUCUGCUCUUAGUUUAGUUAGUAAAUAUGAUGAAGUAACAACUCAAGAUAAUGAACAUGACAUGGUAAUUUCCACCAGUCCCAGUGGUGGUAGUGAAGCUGAUAUAGAAGGACCUUUGCCAGCUAAAGACAUUCAUCUUGACCUGCCAGCUAAUGACUUUCUGAGCAGGGAUGCAGAAGGACCAUUGGCUCUAAAAGAGGUUGACCAGAGUUUAGCAGUUACUCUGAGUCCUAAAGAAAGUAGUGGAGAAGAUAAAGACGUCCCUGUCCCUGAGAGAGAGAGUGUGCCCGAGUCAGGAUUUCCUGCCACUAUUGAUGACAUUAAUGAAGCAGACUUGGUGAGACCCUUGCUGCCUAAGGACAUGGAACGGCUUGCAAGCCUUAGAGCUGGCAUUGAAGGUCCUUUACUUGCAAGUGAAGUGGAACGGGACAAAUCUGCUAGUCCAGUUGUAACAAGUCUAACAGAAAGAGCUUCGGAGUCUUCCUCAGAGGAAAAAGAUGAUUAUGAGAUUGUUGUGAAAGUUAAGGACCCACAUGAAAAAAGCAAGAAGAAGAACCGUGACAAAGGUGAGAAGGAGAAGAAAAGAGACUCUUCAUUAAGAUCUCGAAGUAAGCGUUCCAAAUCGUCUGAACACAAGUCCCGAAAGCGUACCAGUGAAUCUCGAUCUCGGGCAAGGAAGCGAUCAUCAAAGUCCAAGUCUCGUCGCUCUCAGACACGUUCUCGAUCUCGAUCAAGACGCAGGAGGAGGAGCAGCAGGUCAAGAUCAAAGUCUAGAGGGAGGCGAUCUGUCUCAAAAGAGAAACGCAAACGGUCUCCAAAACACAGAUCAAAGUCCAGGGAAAGAAAACGGAAAAGAUCAAGUUCCAGGGAUAACCGAAAAAUGGCGAGAGGCCGAAGCCGCACCCCAAGUCGCCGGAGUCGUAGUCACACUCCAAGUCGCCGAAGAAGAUCCAGAUCUGCUGGGAGGAGGAGGAGCUUCAGUGUCUCCCCCAGCCGCCGGAGUCGAACCCCCAGCCGAAGGAGCCGUACCCCAAGCAGAAGGAGCCGCACCCCGAGCCGAAGGAGCCGAACCCCCAGCCGGAGGAGCCGCACCCCCAGCCGGAGGAGCCGCACCCCGAGCCGAAGGAGCCGAACCCCCAGCCGGAGGAGCCGCACCCCCAGCCGGAGGAGCCGCACCCCGAGCCGAAGGAGAAGAUCAAGAUCUGUUGUGAGGAGACGAAGCUUCAGCAUAUCACCCGUCAGAUUAAGGCGAUCACGGACACCCCUGAGAAGAAGGUUUAGCAGGUCUCCCAUCAGACGUAAACGGUCCAGGUCUUCUGAAAGAGGCAGGUCGCCUAAACGUCUGACAGACUUGGAUAAGGCUCAGUUACUUGAAAUAGCCAAAGCUAACGCAGCUGCCAUGUGUGCUAAGGCCGGCGUUCCUUUGCCACCAAACCUGAAGCCCGCACCCCCGCCUUCAAUAGAAGAAAAGGCUGCGAAGAAGUCAGGAGGAGCUACCAUUGAAGAACUAACUGAGUUUUAGAAGCCAAACUGAGGAGUGGGACGAUUCGUUUGAAUGGAGGAGGUGUUGAGUGAGCAACACGCAGAAGCUCUCCUACAGUUUCGUUUCCAUUCACGACGCGUUCACUGAUCGCCACGAGUGUACUGCAUAUACGCAAAGACACAGACAAUCUCCAGAAAUGAUCUUUUGCCACCGGAGCUUGGAAAUUAAUGAGAAUAGCUGGCCAUUGCCUGAGAAAGGAACUUCUUGCGCAUCAACAUUUCGGGUUUUGGCUGUUUGGUACCAGCCACUGCUGAUAAUGGCCAACCGUUACCAGUUCUUCCUGCGGUUCGGGUUUUGGCAGUAACAUUUUAAACACACCUGUUUUUGUUUUUUAAAAAGUGAUCUUUUCGAUUCAGGCUUUUUUGGGGGAGGGGAGCUUUGUUUUAUUAUUAAUAUUAUUUGGGGUGGGUGGGUGGAUGGGGUGCUAGAAUACUGCUGCUAGGAUCCAGAAGUACCACAUUGUUUCAUAUAUUGAAACUUGUUAUUGACUAGCCUUACGUCAGCCUGCAACUAUCAAAUACAUAUUCUGUUCCCUUUUGAUUCCAAGCUUGGUCUACUCUGUUUUUGGCUAAAUGAGCUUUUUAUUCUCUGGUGAUAUUUUCAAAUGAUAAUGGAUGUCAAAAAUUCUGCGUGUGUAGAGACAGGUCCACACAAAUUUCCCCUGACCUUUUCGUAAAGCCAGGCGACGGUGUCUGUUCCUUUACCUCUCAGGAAGGGAUGGAUUUGACUGUAGCCAAGUAUCAGACCUCCUGACCUGCGCCCUCUCCAUCAUGCCUUACUUCCCCUCUUAAGCUCUACUCCCUUUGAGACUCAACCUACAAAACAUUUAUGGAGAGAUACAUUACCAUUUAACUGAACCACAAAUAGCUCAAAUCUUUUAUUUUGCUAUACACUUGGGACAUAGUAAAGUCUUCUAAAAAUCUCACUUAACAAAUCCAAGUCCUCACUUAACAAAUCCAAGCUCCUUAUUCAAAACCUGGUGUACUGUCGAGUGUUUCCAACCUCAUCUUCAGCCCUCUCGUCCCUUCUGAUAGGUUCCUUCUCAGCUUUUUACUACUACACGACUAGGACUAUUUUCUCUCUCUUUCGUUAUGAACUAUCAGACUCUGGCUUGAACUGUCAAGGGAUAGCCCUCAGAUAUCCCGCAAAUUCUGCCUGAUCAUAUUCUCUUCUCUCUUAAGCUUUUGUUCUUUCAGCACUUAUAUACUCAGUUUGGAUUAUAUCAGUUUGCACUUGUUAAUUGUGUUGGUCUGUCAAAAACGCUCAUUAAUAAGUUCAUGUGUAUGUAUCCCAUCUCUUGAACUAGGUUGUAAGCUCCUUGGGAGCAGGGACCAUGUCUUCUAUAUAUACAUACAUAUACACAUAUAUAUAUAUAUAUAUAUAUAUACAUAUAUAUAUAUUUUAUUAUUUUUUUGUAUUCCCUGGACAGUGCCCAGUAUAGUGCUCUGCACAUAGUAGGUGCUCAAUAAAUGUUGUUGACUGACUGA